CGCCUCCCCCCCCGUCCCCUCUCCGAGCAAAAACAUCCGGUCCUCCCGUCACCGCCGACCUCGCCUGCGCCGCCGCCGCAGUUGCCUCUCGCGGUGCCCGGACGAAUCUUGCGGCCGGUGCGGUGGGAUAGGACCCUACCAACCCGGCGAGACCCGUGUAUGUGCCUCCCAGCCCUAGACGUCGCACAAGGCUUUAGCUGUCUACGACGCGCCGCCGAGCACCACGCCGCCGGGCACUUACUCUAUCGUUCCCUCUCUCUCUGGGCAGGAUUUUUUGCUCACCUCUCUUCGCUCCGUAUCGCUGCUGCAGGGCCGGUUCUCUCUCCUAGUGUGGGGUGGAGAUCCAUCAGUGCGAGACUGCGAGGGGCUGAUUUCCUUCUGGUUUUGGUUUUUCAUCUUCGUCACCGUACAAACAAGAUAGCACUUGCUCGUACCUGUUUAUGGUGAGGGUGUGGUCGGUUUUCCGAGAAUUUUGGGGGUUCAACUGAACCCCCAUGACCCAAGUGAAGUCCUCUCCUUGUGGAGCUCGUGGUGGCUGAAGGGAGGGUGUGUGGCCAGGGGAGAUGGAUGAUACCUUGGCUAUCAUAAGGAAGAAGUUGAAGAAGCGGAAGAAGGGCAAGGAUGGUACUGAUUUCGGUGAAGUGGCUGAAUGUGGAGCUGAUGCUCAAGUAUUGGUUCAACAGGAAGAUGUGCAGGGUGCUGUUCAUACAGGUGAUGGUGUUGCUGAUGAGAAGAGCAAUCUGAAUGUCGUAAAAUUGGGGGAUGUUGAAGUUGCUGGGGAUGGUGCUCAGCAUGUGGACGAUCUGGGGUUGGAAGACUCCUUGUCGGUGCUGUUUACGAGAUCUGGUCGGAAGUCUCGGCAGGUCUCAGAGAAGGAGGCUGAAGGUGCCGAAGUUGCUUGUCCACAUGAAGAGGAAGGUCUUGACAAGGGAUCUGUUUUGGAUCCCGAUACAGCUUCCAAGGUCACUAAAAGGAGAAGGCGACGUACAAAGGAAGAGAUGAAGAAUGCUGCUGUGCAGGAUCGGAAAGCCUCCUUGCCCCGUAAAGCAAAGGCAAAGGCAAAUGGUGGCACGUCUACUGGACACUACAAGGUUGGUCCUCAGCAAACCUUGGGAGGAUCGUCUUCUGUUUCUCCUAAACUGGAAAAUAAGUCUGUUGGGAAAGAGAAGGCUGCAGAUGAUGGAUUAUGCCAUCGAUCAUUAGGAGAAUCGCUUCUACAAGAAGAUGUGGAAGCCCACAAAGUACUGAAGGAUGGAUCUAGGAACCCUUCCAAUGGGUCCACUCAUCACUUUGAAAUCUCAGCUCGGGCAAGCAAUCACCCUGUGCUGAAACCUUGUUCAGGGAAGCUUGCUGAAAAAACAUCUUGCACUGCAGCAAACAUGAUCAAUGUUGGUGUUUCUGAUGCACACGCAUGUUCCCAAACACUAGGGAAGGACAGCAGUGAUGAUGUAAAUUUUUCUCAAGGCAAAUCACCAACAUCAACCAUAAGAAGGAAAACUGGUCUAAAACCAAAACAGGUGCCCCGGAAACCUGUUCGACAAAAAGAGGCAUUAUCAUCUCUUGAUGCUGAUAGUAAACCAGCUGAAACAACAGAAAGUAUUGAACCAAAUGCAGCUGUGCUUACAGAGGGAAAUUUCGAUCAGCUGGCUGUUUUGGGGGCCAAGGAUUCCUGUUCUUCGCAUGACAUGGCAGCACCUUCAAAUGAUGUGGAUAUGGCUGAUGUGGCAGUGCCAUUGGAUUAUGAAGACACGGAGAACGCAUCAAAGGUGAAACGUGUUACACGAAGUUCCAAAAAACGCAAACAUGGUGACAUGGCAUAUGAGGGUGAUGUUGACUGGGAAACUCUAAUGCAAGAACAGGGGCUGUUCUCAAACCCCUUAGCAGGUUUUGCGGACCAAUCAAUAAAAUCAAAAGAUAAAAUUAAAACUUCUGAAGUUUAUGAGGGUGGAGGUGAUAAUGGUCUUGCUGCAGUACGUGCUGGCCUAAAGGCAAAGGCUGUUACACCACUUGAGAAGAUAAAGUUCAAGGAAGUCUUGAAGCACAAGGGUGGCCUUCAGGAGUACCUAGAGUGCAGGAAUAUGAUACUAAGCUGCUGGAGCAAGGAUGUUAAACAUUUAUUGAAUCUUGCAGAAUGUGGUGUUUCCGUUGUUCCUUUGAAAGAUGAGUUGCCACGUCACACGCUUAUUCGUGAUGUGUAUUUAUUCUUAGACCAAAAUGGCUACAUAAAUGCUGGAAUUGCAUCAGAUAAGGUGGCAAAGGAGCACGACACUCCAGAAGUUGUGGAUGUACCCAAGCUAAAUGAAUCAAAUCAAAUGGAAUCAGUCAGCAUUCAAGAUGGCAUUGUCUCUGUACCACUCCAGAAUGGGGAUUUUGAGUAUGGCACAGGCAUUGAAUGCUGCAGAACUGUAUGUGUAAAAAAUACUGUAGAAGCAUCAAAUGACAAGAAUUGCCCCACUGUUGACUGUGAUGCUCUGGAGUUGCUACCUUACUUGAAGUCUGAAGAACAGCCCACUGAAGAAAAGAAUCUAGGCGUGUCAACUGAAGGUAGAGAUGCAUCACUGCCGUCCAACAAUUUGGAUAUCCAAGGCAGGUCAUAUCUGGACAGUUCUGUUGGAAAAGUUGAAGUCUCUCACCAACCAGAAGCCCCAGAAAUUGAAACUUGUGGAAACAACUGUCAAAGUGAUAGGGCUGAAUCUGGUGUGUGUCGCAAAAGGGUAAUCAUUGUGGGAGCUGGCCCUGCUGGUUUAACUGCUGCUCGCCAUUUGCAACGACAAGGUUUUUCUAUCACUGUUCUUGAGGCACGAGAUAGGAUUGGUGGUCGUGUUUAUACAGAUCGCACGUCACUUUCAGUUCCUGUAGAUUUGGGUGCUAGCAUUAUUACAGGGGUGGAGGCUGAUAUAGCUACUGAAAGACGGGCUGAUCCAUCCUCUUUGAUUUGUUCUCAGCUUGGUCUUGAACUUACUGUGUUGAAUAGUGCUUGCCCUCUGUAUGAUGUAGUAACUGGCAACAAGGUUCCUGAUGCUCUGGAUGAUGAUUUAGAAGCUGAAUACAAUGGCCUUCUUGAUGAGAUGGCACUGCUUUUUGCACAAAAUGGUGACAGUGCAAUUGGUUUAUCCCUUGAGGAUGGACUGGAGUACGCUCUUAGGAAGCACCGUGCAGCUCAACAUAUGGAUAUUGUUGAGCGGGAUGAUCACUUAAAAAGUUUGACAAAUGCUGGAGCUAUGGACAUUUCCAAAAGUGCUUCAACAGAAAAGGAGAUAGCUCAUUGUGGGAAGGAUGAUAAGGUAGACGUCCUCAGUCCUCUUGAGAGAAGGGUUAUGAACUGGCACUUUGCACAUUUAGAGUAUGGUUGUGCUGCAACCCUAAAAUCCGUGUCCCUUCCAUACUGGAACCAGGAUGAUGUAUAUGGAGGAUUCGGUGGUCCUCAUUGCAUGAUCAAAGGGGGCUAUGACACUGUUCUAUGCAGCCUUGCAAAAGGACUUGAUCUUAGGUUAAAUCAUAUUGUGACUGAAGUACUGUAUGGACAUGGUGAGUCAGGGGCUAGCUGUAAGGAUGGCAAGCACGUCAAGGUUUCCACUUCAAAUGGAAAUGAAUUUAUUGGAGAUGCUGUGUUAAUCACUGUUCCUCUUGGUUGCUUGAAAGCACAGACAAUUAAAUUUUCACCCUCCUUGCCAGAUUGGAAACUAUCUUCUAUAAACAGGCUUGGGUUUGGUGUUCUAAACAAAAUAGUAUUGGAGUUCCCUGAGGUAUUUUGGGAUGAUAAUGUGGAUUACUUUGGUGCAACUGCAGAAGAAACAGAUUUAAGAGGACGAUGCUUUAUGUUUUGGAAUCUCAGAAAAACAGUUGGGGCACCAGUUCUGAUAGCUCUACUUGUUGGGAAGGCUGCUAUAGAUGGACAAAGCAUCAGUUCUGAUGUUCAUGUUAACAGUGCUAUGGUGGUUCUCCGAAAGCUCUUUAGGGAUUCUUCUGUACCUGAUCCGGUUGCAUCUGUUGUGACAAAUUGGGGCCUUGAUCCAUUUAGUAGAGGUGCUUACUCCUACGUUGCAGUUGGAGCAUCAGGAAGAGAUUAUGAUAUUCUUGGAAGGCCAGUUGCAAAUUGUUUAUUUUUUGCUGGUGAAGCAACAUGCAAAGAGCAUCCAGAUACUGUUGGUGGUGCAAUUUUGAGUGGUUUGCGAGAAGCUGUUCGCAUCAUUGACUUAGUAAACACUGGAAAUGACUAUAUCGCUGAGGUAGAAGCUCUACAAACUUACCAAAUGCAGUCAGACAGUGAAAGGAGUGAAGUUAGAGACAUGUCAAAUAGACUUGAAGCAUGUGCACUUUCUACCGCUCUAAGUAAAAACACGUCUGAUGUGACGUAUCCAAUUGUUAGCAAGGAAUCUUUGCUGCAAGAAAUGUUCUUCAGUGCAAAAACAACAUCAGGGCGCCUACAUUUGGCUAAGGAGUUAUUGAAGCUUCCUACAGAUGUUCUUAAAUCGUUUGCUGGAUCUAAAGAAGGACUAAGCACACUGAACACUUGGAUUCUUGAUUCACUUGGGAAAAAUGCUACUCAACUACUGCGGCACUGUGUGCGCUUGCUUGUGCUUGUUUCCACUGAUCUGGUAGCUGUGCGUUUGUCAGGAAUUGGGAGGACUGUAAAGGAAAAGGUUUGUGUGCACACAAGCCGAGAUAUUCGUGCUAUAGCUCGUCAGCUGGUCAGUGUUUGGAUCGAAGUUUUUCGUAAAGAAAAGGCCAGCAAUGGACUCAAAUUGCUGCGUCGAAUGCCAUCAAUUGAAUUAAGUAAGACAAAGAGUAAGGAUUUGCAAUCAGGAAAGCCUACCUUACGUGUGCCAAAUGAAACUUUGGACAAUAAUAAAGUAGCUUCCCAGCGCCAGCGUGCAAGAUUCGCAAGUAGCCACUCACCACCGAAAACAAGCAAGAAGUUUGAGAACAAGGAAACAAAAUUGGAAAUCGGGAUGGCUACAAGGUCCGAUGGCAACUCGUUUUCCCCAAAACAACAACAUGGUAUUGAAUCUAAGGUGGAGCAUGGCAUUCCUAUGUCCGAGGAAGAAGCUGCUGCAUUUGCUGCUGCUGAGGCAGCUCGAGCUGCUGCCAUAGCAGCUGCACAGGCAUAUGCAUCUGUAGAGGCAGAGAUAAGUGUGCCUCGUGAGCUUCCAAAGAUACCAUCAUUCCAUACUUUUGCGAUGCGUGAUCACCAUUUGGAUGAAUCUGAUACAAGAAAAAAGGGAGUGAAGGAUAAUUUUGGGAGACUUGAGUGCAUACUGGAAAAUGGUUCCAAGAAUGGCAAAGCUAAGAACUCCUCACCUGACGAUGCCAACUGCGCUGAUGUUGACAGCUUGAAAAUGUCUGGUGAUAAUGGCACUCAGAGGAGCCACUCGAACGAGAAAGCUUGCCUAGCAAAUACUAGGGAUCAUUCUACAGACAUUGGUGUUUUAUUAGACGGUCGGGCAUGGGUGGAUACUGAUACAAUAUGCAUUGAUGGUGUGAAGGAUCCUCUAGCCAUUGAGAGGUGGCAGGCACAGGCAAUGGAAGCUGAUAAAGAAUUCUACAGUCGGAUACGCAUACCGGAUGAUGAAGAUGCAACUAGUCAGAAGCAAGCGUGCCGUAGUUCUGCCUCACAGGGUGCCGACAGCAAACCUGCAUCCGAACGGCAAUCAAGAGGCGUGGAGCACAUAAAACAGGGUCUCGUGAAUUUCAUAGCCUCGCUGCUGAUGCCAUUGUACAGAGGAAAAAAGAUAGAUCGUGAUGGGUACAAAACAAUCAUGCGGAAAGCUGUUAACAAGAUAAUUGAGACAUGCUCAGAAGGAGAGAAAUUGAUGACCACUCAUGAGUUUCUUGAUGUUAAAAGGAAAAAUAAGAUUGAAUCCUUUGUGGACAAGAUGGUUGACAGGCAUUUGCAUGUGGUAAGCAAACCUGCCAAACCAUAAGGUUCACAUUCACAGUAAGCCAGUAAGGUGUUGUGUGCAAAGGAAGCUACUCUCUUUCAAAACACCAAGCUCUCACUCAGUGAUCGUGCUCCAAUCCAAAUGAACCAAAACCUCAAUUCGGAAACUGGCAUGGUUCAUCAGUGUUGCCGAAAAGAUCAGCAGGAUACUAUUACCCAGACUAUCAGGGUGGCAUAGAAGAGCAUUGACCAGAUCAGUGCAUUUACUUUUGUAUUUAGUUAGGCAUCAUUUCCAUCAUUGUAGCUAUAGAUCAGUAGAAGGCUUAGACCUCUGUGCACUCGACAAGCAUGUUGUGCAUGCAGUAGCUUGGAUGCCAAGUUGAGUUUCUGUGGCUUGAUGAAGUGGCAUAUGAAGAUCCAGGAUUCAGCAUGGUCUCAUAUGCAAUGAGGGCUCUUGCGCCUUAUAUGGUGGUAGUUCAGUCCAGCCUAGCGGAUUAAUCCUGUUCGUUGUUCAGAGUUAACUUACACCAAAGUAGAUCCUCUUCUUCUCUCUUUGUUGUACAGUUCUUUUGCAGUUUCUAACAGGCGUUUAACUUAUAGUCGGUUGGGUUAGAAAGGCUGCAGUUGGCAGAGAAGGUUGAGCUUUGCAGCCCUUUGUAUAUCCUUCGCUGCUUAUAAUGUGCAUCCUUGAUGAUUGUCGAAUGCUAAAUGAUUGCAAAAGAAAAUGAUGUUUACCCCCUAAGUUCUCUUGUUGAUUUCUGCCUUUCAAUAUGUUUGUAUGCUUUGAUAUGAUUGUAUGACUUAAGGGGGAUACACUGCCAUUGUGCCA
Molecule: messenger RNA, 6710 nt
Organism: Setaria italica (foxtail millet)
Lineage: Eukaryota; Viridiplantae; Streptophyta; Magnoliopsida; Poales; Poaceae
Product: lysine-specific histone demethylase 1 homolog 3
Exons: 9
Coding region: 564-5924 (1786 amino acids)
Molecular function (GO): protein binding; oxidoreductase activity
Source: RefSeq, a predicted model, not a curated record